Plasmodium gonderi is the source of this 1254-nucleotide messenger RNA. RefSeq names its product variable surface protein. Lineage: Eukaryota; Apicomplexa; Aconoidasida; Haemosporida; Plasmodiidae. The coding region runs from base 1 to 1254 and encodes 417 amino acids. The record is from RefSeq and is a predicted model, not a curated record. The transcript has 2 exons.
AUGAGUGGAUAUAGUAGGAUUAUUGUUUUUAUUAAAAUUGUUAUUUUACGAAGAUUUUGUAAAUAUUUGGACAACGGAUUAACUAUAGACAAAUCAACCAUUACAAGAACUGAACGCUUAUUGACAGAACAAAAAUCAGUCACAGAAUUUGAAAAAAUUGAAUUAAAAAACAAAUUUUCUUCUAAUGAGGAUGAUAGCAAAUUAAAAAAUAGUGAAAAAAAACUUUCUUUAAAUGAAGACUUAAAAAAUGCAUCGAAACAGAGAUAUAAAAGACAUAAAAAACUUUUAAAUACAAGGCAUGUUAUAAAUAAAGAUUCAGAACAAAUAUCUUAUAUAUAUAAUUACAUCAGAUCAAUUGAUUAUUCUAUUAAGGAUACAAUACAGCAUCAUUCCGAAAAAUUAGUUAAAUAUAAUUUAAAUGAUAUUGUUAGAAAUGAAAUUAUAGAAGAAAUCUUAUGUAAAGAUAAUAUAUUAAUUCAUUCGAUUCCAUUAUAUGGAAAAAUCAGUACAAUAUUAUAUUCUAUUUUUGAAGAUAUUAAUUAUGAUAUUGCUAUAAAAUCAAUAAAUAUUUCCCUAGUUUCUAUUUUUACAUAUAAAUACAGUGCAUAUAUGAAUAACAUAUAUAGCUCAUUAUAUAUUUUGCCAUUUCUCACAAUAAUGAUUAUAUGUUUAUCACAGCUUUUUUAUAUUAUGGGAGAAUAUGAAAUUCAGAAAGAAUUAGAACAUAUAAUAGUAAGGAAAAAGGAAGCAAUAAAAGAGAGAAAAGAGAAAUUAAAAGAUUUAGACAAUUAUAAGAAAUUUUAUAAGUAUAGAUACGAUAAAAGAAUUGGAUUAGGAAAGUUGGACUGCUAUUGUGAAAAAAAAAUAUUUAGUCAAAUUGACAAAGUGUAUAUGCUUGCAGAUACUACAGGGGUAAAUAAAAACUCUUUUAAAAAGGAAAUACUUAGAAAGUAUGGAUUACAUGUUACAGUGCCUAAUUUUUUUUUUCUUAUUUCCUUAGUAAUAUAUGUUUUAGAAUGUAUAAAUUAUCAUAUAGAAUUUUUUAAGGAUGGACUAUUUAAGGCAAAUAAAGAUAUUAUUAAUAACAUAAUAAUAACACUAGGUGACAUACUGGUAUAUGUAAUACCAAUUAUAUUUGUAUUUGUUAUUAUUUAUGUAUUAAUAAAAAUUGAAAAGUAUGAAAGAUUAAGAGCAAGGAAAGGUAAAAUGAACGCAAAAGAAUAUUUCAUCUUUUGUAAGGAAAUAUUUAAAUAA